AGGAGCGAGGCCUGGACCCCUGACCGGUGCGCCCCCGGCCCGGUGCGUCCUCCUCCCGACGCAGUCGCCACUGUGGCCUCGGAUGCCCUGGGGUCGCAGUAGGGGGGCCCGAAUGGUUCCUAAGGCUCCGCGCAGCGAUCUGAGGGCAGUAGGUUCGUGAUGAGGUACCCAAGGAGCCCCUAUCACACAAGCACGACACGCCCUUGCGCGCGUGAUGGGCGGACGCGCCACCGCGACCCUCCAGGGAGGUUGUAACUCGGCUUUGUUGGAGGGAGUCGGCGCAGGGAAGGCGGAGGAAGUGUGUAGCUGUGUGUAGCGGCUGGGGGCCGGUGUGCGCGCCCGAGUGUAGUGCGAGGCGCACCCCUCCGGAGUCCGCCAGGUCUCUUGUCUGUAGCUCAGCCUGUCCCUCUCUCUUUGCCUGUGUCUCUCUGAAAAUGUCUCUACAACCUGUUUGUCUCUGUCUUGGUAUCUCUCCGUGUGCGUCUCUCCCGGAUUCUCUCGGCGUCUCCGUGUGUUUAUCUCUGAGUCUCUCUAGCUGUCUCUCUCUGCCCCGCCGCAGUCCUGCAUUCCACCCCUCCCAACCGGGUUAGGCUUGGGGACGUGUGAGGACGCGGUCCGGGGGUGCGCAGCUUCCGAGUUGGCGCUGGGGGCUGCGGCAGCGCGGGCCCUCACCGGCGGGGACCAGGGGACUGUUGUUGCGGCUCGCGAGCAGAAAGACAGGCAGCCCCACCCCCUACUCCGCCAGCGGGACGGGGGCUGCGGUGGGGGGAGGAAGCAAAAGGGAAGUCAUCGCAAUUAAUGAAUGUCAUAAUUAACCCUAAUUAUGUAUGAUUGUUACUCCUGCGGGAGUCACAAUGAAUAAAUUAUUCCCCAAUGAAGUCAGGCGGAGCCCAGACUCCCGGCAGUGAAGGGGGCGGGGCGGGGCGGGGAGAACGCGGCGCACAUUCAACCCUCCCAACCGCUAAUCUGUCUGCUCCCUCCCCAAGUUCUAGGUGCUGACCUGCCAGAAAUUCUGAGGGAAAGGAACCUGAGCAGGGGUGGCUGGGGAUGGGGAGAGAAGAAGGGGCAGUGCUCUCUCUGCCUGCUCCCCAGACUUCAGGCCAAGACUCCCCUCUCCCUGCCACCCUGCUCCAGCGGUUCAAGCGCUCCCUGUCCCUCAAAACCAUCCUCCGAAGUAAAAGCAUGGAGAACUUCUUCCUCCGCUCAGGCUCCGAGCUCAAGUGCCCCACUGAGGUGCUGCUGACGCCCCCGACCCCGCUGCCACCUCCCUCCCCCCCACCCACAUCCACAGACGGGGGCCUGUCCACCCCGGCUCCGUCCCCCUGCCCAAUCCCACGACCCCUGGCACCAGUCAAGCCGGUGAGACUGCACAGCUUCCAGGAACACGUCUUCAAGCGAGCCAGUCCCUGUGAGCUGUGCCACCAGCUCAUUGUGGGAAACUCCAAGCAGGCCUUGCGGUGUAAGACAUGCAAAGUCAGCGUCCACCUCUGGUGCUCUGAGGAGAUCUCCCACCAGCAAUGCCCAGGCAAGACGUCCUCCUCCUUCCGCCGCAACUUCAGCUCCCCUCUCCUGGUACAUGAGCCUCCACCAGCCUGUGCCACGAGCCGAGAGUCUCCACCCACCGGGGCCAUCGGGAAGGUGGACCCUGUCUAUGAGACUCUGCGCUAUGGCACGUCCUUGGCCCUGAUGAACCGCUCCAGCUUCAGCAGCACCUCUGAGUCUCCCACACAGAGUCUGAGCGAGCGGGAUGAGCUGACCGAGGAUGGGGAAGGCAGCAUCCGCAGCUCCGAGGAUGGCGCUGGUGACAGUGUAUUCACAGCCCCCGCCGAGAGUGAAGGGUCAGGACCGGAGGAGAAGAGCCCCGGACAGCAGCCCCCCAGACUCCCCCUGCGGAAGGAUGUGGGGCCCAUGUACUCCUACGUCGCGCUCUACAAGUUUCUGCCCCAGGAGAACAAUGACCUGGCUCUGCAGCCUGGAGACCGGAUCAUGCUGGUGGAUGACUCGAACGAGGACUGGUGGAAGGGCAAGAUCGGCGACCGGGUUGGCUUCUUCCCAGCCAAUUUUGUGCAGCGGGUGAGGCCGGGCGAGAACGUCUGGCGCUGCUGCCAACCCUUCUCUGGGAACAAGGAGCAGGGCUACAUGAGCCUCAAGGAGAACCAGAUCUGCGUGGGCGUGGGCAGGACCAAGGAUGCUGACGGCUUCAUCCGCGUCAGCAGCGGCAAGAAGCGGGGCCUGGUGCCAGCCGACGCCCUGACCGAGAUCUGAGAGGAGCCAAGAGCACCCAGAAGCCACCCUGCCUGUGCCCAGCCCCUCGCUUCAGGCCCCAGGAGGGGAGCAGGCAUCUGCCCACACUCUCCCUCCGCCUCUCUCCUAGGGACCAGUCACCACAGCUUGGGAGCCUUUUGCACUUUGAGGAAGGUUUUUUUUUUUCCUUGGGGCCUGAGGUGCCCUGAGGAGGUUGCUGCUCUGAGACUUGGGGGUGGGGAGGAGGAGAAAGUGGGAGGGAGAAAGUUCCAGGUGGGUCCACCCCGGAGCCCAGCCACCCCCAGGCCAGCUGCCAUGCGGAGUCCAGCCCUGAGAGGAAGUUCCUGGCGGAACUUUCUUGCUGCGUCCUCCAGAGCCCCUUCCCAUGCCAGCACCUCUGCAUGCCGGACCACCCCUCUCCUCACAGAGCCUCUGCUUGGGUCUCUGUGUGCGUGACCCUGCAGCUGCCCCUUUGGAAGUGGGGUCGUGGGAGGUGCCUUCCCGGCUCCCUCCGCCCUCCGCUCUGGGCGGGGAGGGAAUUCAGGGCUGCAGGGGGGUCCUGAUUCACCUCCUGGUCUCCCCACCUCUGUCACUCCAUCAAUUCUCAGGAAAGUUCUGCGGUUCUCUCUCCCAUUACUUGAAACCCUGGGUGGACAGAGGAAGGGGGAGGGCUGAGGUCGAGGGAGGAGGUGGCAAAUCAGAGACUGUCCCCUCAAGGAGGACAGUCAUCACAGAGCGGCCUCACUCUCCCAAGAGCAGCCUGAGUGCCGAAACCCGAUGGAGAUCCAAAGACUGGCCCAGGCUUGGUCAAACCACCCCCAUGUCACUGUCAGGACUCUAAAAGCCCCCAGUUGCAGGACUGACCCACCAGGGGAGGCUGAAUUUAGUUCCUGUCCCAGCCCUGCCAGGCCCACCCCAGGAAACACCCCCCUCAGGUCCUACCUCCCUGUGGGGACCUCACAGGGGCCCCUGCUCUGCCAGGACAGGGCUGCCUUUGCAGGGAUCCCUUGUUCCGGCUGUAUCUGCUCCCUGGUCCCGGACAAAGAGCCCCAGCCGGAAGAGGGAGUGAGAGAAUUCUGUUUGGCUACCAGAUAAGGAAGGGGGUUGGGUCAGGGGGGUGGGGGGACACAGAAAGAGGACCCUUCCUUUGCAGACUGCUUUUCUCUGGUGCCAACCUCCCUCUUUCCCCCAGCUCGGAGCCUCCUCUUGUGCCCUUGAUCAUGCCAGCCAAUGCCACCCCCCCAUCCUGGGCACAGUCACACCCUCCCAUCAGUGGGAGGGCCACAUCCUCCUACCCACUGACCCCUGCCCACUUCUCCCUCGCAGUGGGUGGGGGAGUCAAGCCACACUGCCCUGUUUGCUGCCAUGAGGCCCCCCCCAGCAAUAUCCCAGGGGCGGGCCCGAUGCCCACUGUACAUGAGGCUGCAUGAUGGGUCUGCUGGGGCCUUGCUGAGCCCCCAGACCCCCAAUUAAACGUUUCUUCUCCCAACCUG
Sus scrofa (pig) is the source of this 3737-nucleotide messenger RNA. The record is from RefSeq and is a predicted model, not a curated record. Lineage: Eukaryota; Metazoa; Chordata; Mammalia; Artiodactyla; Suidae.